AGCGCCGGCCCCGGCUCUCUCCACCUAAAGAAACCCGUCCCUCCCCACAACCUUCGCAGCCUCACGCGUUUCCCCUCGCGGUGUCAGCCAGGCUUCCUGUUUGCAAUCUUCACCGGCACCUCAGAGCGGGGAACGUCGGGGAGAGGGGCAUCGUCUGCCAGCGGCUCAUCCCGCCGCGUCCCGGCCACUCCUCAAGGAGCUGAGGCUGGAACCAGCAGGAACUGUUCCUAAAAGGCCUUUUUUGGCUCCUCUUCCCAGCUGGGGGUGUUAUCGAGAGCCCGCGGGAGGAGGAACGCAAAGAGCUUUUCUUGUCCUGCGCUGCUGUGGCCGGAUCCUGCCCCAGCUCCCCGGGAAUGCCGCGGCUGUGAGGCAGAGCCUGGCACUGCCAGGGGUGUUGGAGGAAGGCUGGAGCUGGAGGGAUGGCCGAGGGUGGCCAGGCUGAGGGGGGCCCGAGGGGUGCCCCUGACAGCCCCCAGGAUGUGGCUGAGCCCAGGGAGGACGCGGGGAGUGAGGGCCUGGCUGCCACCCCAAGCCUGGGCGAUGUGGAGGACACGUAUGAGCUGCUGGAGAAGCUGGGCAGUGGCCACUUUGGCGUGGUGAGGCUCUGCCGCGAGCGCAGCACCGGCGCCUUCUACGCCGCCAAGUUUGUGAAGCUGCGACGGCGCUGGGGCGGCGGCCUGGGGCUGGAGCGGGCGCAGGUGGAGCGGGAAGUCGCCAUCCUUCGCCGGCUCCGCCAUCCCAACAUCAUGCAGCUCCACGAGCUCUUCACCAGCAGAGCCGAGGUGGUGCUCGUCCUGGAGCUGAUCAGCGGUGGGGAGCUCUUCGAUUUCAUCGCGGAGAAGGAGAUGCUGUCAGAGGAGGAGGCCAUCGAGUUCCUGGGGCAGAUCCUGUGUGGGGUGGAAUAUAUGCAUGCCCGCCUCAUCGCACACUUUGACCUCAAGCCCGAGAACAUCAUGCUGCAGGAGAAGGACGUCCCCAAGCCCAGGAUCAAGAUCAUCGACUUCGGGCUGGCCCAGCAGCUGGAGGAUGGCAUCACUUUCAGGAGCCUCUGUGGGACCCCCCAGUACAUCGCGCCUGAAGUGGUCAAUUAUGAGCCGCUGAGCCCUGCAACCGACAUGUGGAGCAUCGGAGUCAUCACCUACAUUCUGCUCAGUGGCCUGUCCCCCUUCCAGGGUGAGACGGAUGCUGAGACCCUCUCCAAUGUUGUGGCUGGUGCCUACGAGUUUGAGGAGCGCUGCUUCAGCCAGACCUCCGAGAUGGCCAAGGACUUCAUCCGCCAGCUGCUGGUGAAGGAGCCAGAGCACCGCAUGACAGCAGCGGGGUGCCUGGUGCACCCCUGGAUCCAGCCCCUGAGCAGGAAGCAGGCGCUGAGCCGGAGCCGUUCCUCCAUCAACAUGAGAAACUUCCGCAAGUUCAACGCCCGGAGGAGGUGGAAGCUCUCCUACAACACAGUGUCCGCCUGCAACCGGCUGUGCCGCCCGCGGCUGCUCGGCGACCUCAGGAAGGAGGACGAGGAGCUGGUGAGGCGCCCAGGAGCCCCCAGAUCCCACCCAGCAUGGGCUGGGGAGGGGGCAGAAGGGAUGAGGGGCUCUGGCUCAGUUUCUCCCUAUGGCAGUACCCUCUGUGCUGCAGCCCCCCCGUUUUGGGCAGGAGGGACAGAGAGUGGGACCCUCCUGUUGGGAUGAGAUGAGGGAAGUGUAAUGGGGGUCUUGGCCAGAGACAGGGGCAUGGAAUAGGGUGGGGUGCUGUGCAGUGAGGGCUGUCUCCAGCCGGGGUGCCCUCUCCUCUGGUGGGGUUCUCUGCCCGGGGGAAGCCCUGUCCCUGCCCUGCAGCCCCCCUGUGCCGCCAGCGCUGCUGUGAGAGCGACCAAGAGGAGGAGAGAAGCCCCCACAUCGCUCUGCUGCGCCGCCGGAGAAGCAGCUGCUCCUGAGCUCCUCCAAAAAACAAAAAGGACAGGAUCCCUGCAAGAGGAGCCAUGGGGGUCCCCCCAUCGCCCCAUCCAAGGGGGCGAGGGCGCUGUCCAGUCCCAGUGCUCCCAGUUCCGUGGUGUGGGAGGGUCACUGGGGCAUCAGCACCCCACUCCUGCCCGCAGGUUUUGCUGCAGUGGAGCUCGUGCUGCCCCGGGGCUGGGACCCUCCUCCCUGCUUCGUCCUAAUGAGAAAAAUAAAUGUCACCUCCUCCUCCUC
Messenger RNA from Hirundo rustica (Barn swallow), 2186 nucleotides. Its product is annotated as death-associated protein kinase 2-like. Gene Ontology annotation, molecular function: protein serine/threonine kinase activity; ATP binding. The transcript has 12 exons. Gene Ontology annotation, cellular component: cytoplasm; nucleus. The record is from RefSeq and is a predicted model, not a curated record. Gene Ontology annotation, biological process: intracellular signal transduction; protein phosphorylation; positive regulation of apoptotic process. The coding region runs from base 420 to 1685 and encodes 421 amino acids. Lineage: Eukaryota; Metazoa; Chordata; Aves; Passeriformes; Hirundinidae.